GCCAUCAAAUUGGAAGCAGUUUUAAACUUUAGAAAUCUUGGUGGAAUGCCUAUUCAAGGCGGUAAAUUGGUUAUUCGUCCAGGUGCAGUAAAUAGAACAGCAUCACCAACAAAGGCAACACUAAGUGAUGAGUUCUGGUUGUUGGAAGCACUGUCCAUAAAGACAUUAAUUGACUUUAGGACAUCAUGGGAGAAUAAGACUAUAUCACCUUUGAAGAGGUUUGAAGAUAACUUCUUAAUGUUUGCAAUUAAGAAGGAGGAUAAGGAGAGUAUAUCUAUCCCCGCUUCAACCGGUUGUCAAUCAAUCAAUCAUUCACCAAAGGAUGAGUCGAACAACUUCACUGUGACACCACAGGCCCCAGAGACACCUCCUGCUCCCAAGCUAUCAAGACGUCACAGUAUAUCACAUCUGGGUCAGUCGGGUGAUCAGAUCAAGUCUCCACUCAACAGGAGUAUCAACUCAUUCAAUGCCAGUCCAAGAUUAUCGACCGAACAACCUCAAACCAUCACAUCUGUCAUAUCAUCAACGACUACAACGACUUCAUCAACAGUUGAGUUGAGAAAGUCACAGUCGUUGGCACAUUCACAGUCGUCGCCAUUACAACAAUCACAUACAGAUGGCUCUGUUGAUCAGAUUAUCAAUGAUAUGCCUACAAUCAAUGUGUCAGAGACAACGACUACUACAACUGCUACUACAACAACUGUCAUUGAUGCAACUGCCUUGGGUCUGGGCAUCAAGGAGAAGUUCAUGGAGGAGCAGAGAAACAACAUCAUCUGGAGGAUAUACAAUAGGAAUGUGCCAGAGUCCGACCUGGCCAAGAUGAGGCGACACUCCUCCGGUGCACAAAGGAAGAGAUACUGUAUCCCAUUAGUCAACAACAGAAUGUUCAUGGAAGGUGUCUACCAAACUGCGCCACCCAAUGCCCAACUUAAGUGCAAGGUAUCGAGAUACCUGUUGUUCAAUGACAAAGUUGGUGCACUCUUGUUGAUGACCCAUCUCAAUGAUCUUGGCAUGCUGGAGAUGUACAAGCUAACCCUAAUCUACACUCAAGAGGAGAUAUUGACUAUAUUCAGAAUACUCAAGAACAAGGACAACUAUCCUAUUAUGUACUUCUGCUCACUUGGAAAGGAUAGGACUGGUAUGGUCACAGCUUUGUUGCUGUCUUGCUUGGGUGUGCCACGUGACUUGGUCGUGGAGGACUACUCCAAGUCAGGGGGCAACCUAGCCGCACACUUGGCCGAGAUGAGAAAGUACUUCAUCAAGGUCGGCCUUACCAAGGAUGAGUUUGUACAGUCGCCUCGCCACAUCAUGGCCGAUAUGCUCAGCUGGGUGGAUGAAACCUAUGGAUCAGUGCCCAACUACCUUGCCACGAUUGGAUUCUCACACGAGGAGCAAGAUGAGCUGCGCAAGAAUCUGAUCAUCACAAAGGAGGAGUACGAUCAGAUCAUGGACCAGUUGCGUCAGACCAAUGUCGAGCAGUUGAUCAGGGAGCACGAUCAGUAUGUGGCAGAGCAUCAACCCAAGGUAGAGCCGAAAUCCAUCUUUAGCAGAGCCUUGGACAGCCCAAAGUUCUGGCGAAGGCUAUCCAUUUCCAAGGACAUCAUUAAGGGUCCACAUGAC
Molecule: messenger RNA, 1620 nt
Organism: Acytostelium subglobosum LB1
Lineage: Eukaryota; Evosea; Eumycetozoa; Acytosteliales; Acytosteliaceae
Exons: 5
Molecular function (GO): phosphoprotein phosphatase activity
Source: RefSeq, a predicted model, not a curated record